Molecule: messenger RNA, 2566 nt
Organism: Chaetomium strumarium
Lineage: Eukaryota; Fungi; Ascomycota; Sordariomycetes; Sordariales; Chaetomiaceae
Exons: 2
Coding region: 386-2329 (647 amino acids)
Biological process (GO): ribosomal subunit export from nucleus
Cellular component (GO): cytosol
Molecular function (GO): GTP binding; GTPase activity
Source: RefSeq, a predicted model, not a curated record
AACAACAGCUCUGGGGUCAGAGGAGUGGGAGUCAAAUGUACGCCAUGCUGAUUGCGCAGAAAGGAUUAUUGGAUGUCCCUCCCAUUACUUCAGUACCGUGUCCGCUGCACUCCAAGCCCCCCGAUCGUCGCAUGACUAUGGAGGUUAGUUGCGCCUCAUAUGACAGUUAGUACUAGGAGUGACGUCUCUUGAAUCUAAGCGACAAAACUCCGUCGCAAAUUUGCCCCUCCAUUUAUCAGCAAGCUCCCCUACAUUACGCCCCCCGCCUCCUGCGGAAAGACUACUGCUGCCUUUUCAGCUUUACCAGCCAAAGCAUUCAAAUUAGUGCAACAACGUCCACCAACUAGUGUUACUGGAGCCAAGUUGAAACAGCCAGACCGCCAAGAUGGUGCUCGCAAAGUCAAAGAAGUCGGUUGGCCUUGGCAACCAGUUGAUGAAGGACCGGUUUGGCAAGGGCAAGGGCGGCGACCGGAAGCGAGUCGGGGCAGUUACGCGUGUCGACCACUCAACCGGUCAGGAGUACAUCACCAACGACCGAGAGGAAGCAUCAUGGGUCAAGAUGCGGUCCGUCACCGAGCAGGGUGCCUUGGACGAGUUCUUGGCCACUGCCGAGCUCGCCGGGACUGAUUUCACGGCCGAGAAGAUCAACAACGUCAAGAUCAUCCACGCGGACCAGCGGAAUCCCUACCUUCUCUCGGCGGCUGAGGAGAGAGCAGUGCUGGGAAAGCAGAAGGAACACAAGGCCCGUCUCACAGUGCCGCGGAGACCGCAUUGGGAUGCGUCGACAACGCGCGAGGAACUGGACCGUCUUGAGCGCGACAGUUUUCUAGAAUGGCGAAAGGGGCUUGCAGAGCUUCAGGAGACCCAGGAUCUGCUGAUGACGCCGUUCGAGAGGAACCUGGAGGUCUGGAGGCAGCUCUGGAGAGUCAUCGAGCGCUCCGACGUGGUUGUGCAAAUUGUCGAUGCUAGGAACCCGCUCAUGUUCCGGUCCGAAGAUCUCGAGGCAUAUGUCAAGGAUGUCGACCCUAAAAAGCAAAACCUGCUGCUCAUCAACAAGGCGGACAUGAUGACGUACAAGCAAAGGAAAGCGUGGGCAAACUACCUGAAGGGUGCCGGUAUCGCCUAUCGGUUCUUCUCGGCCCACCUGGCCAAGGAAAUGCUUGAGGCUCAGGAAUCUGAAAGCGAGGACGAGAGCGAGGAGGCUGGCCCCAGCGAGGCCGGUGCACCAUUGAAACAGAGGGAGUCGGACCAAGAAAGCGAGGAGGGUUCAGACGAAGAGGGUGUCGAGCAACGGGAGGACGCUAGUGAGGCAGACACUCGGAUCUUGACCGUGGACGAACUGGAGAGCAUGCUCCUCCAGUACGCGCCAAAAGACGCAGACCCUGAUCGGAAACUCCAGGUCGGGUUGGUGGGCUAUCCCAAUGUUGGAAAGUCGUCGACCAUCAACGCGCUCAUCGGAGCGAAGAAGGUGUCAGUCUCGUCGACUCCCGGCAAGACAAAACACUUCCAGACCAUCCAUCUCAGCGACAAGGUCAUCCUGUGCGAUUGCCCGGGUCUCGUGUUCCCGAACUUUGCCAGUACCAAGGCAGAACUUGUUUGCAACGGUGUGCUUCCCAUCGACCAACUGCGGGAGUACAGCGGGCCAGCUGCCCUGGUGGCGCGCAGGAUCCCAAAAGCCUUCCUGGAGGCCGUCUACGGUAUCCAGAUACGUACCCGUCCGUUAGAGGAAGGAGGAACCGGAAUCCCUACCGGCGAGGAGUUGCUUAGCGCAUACGCCCGUCGGAGAGGUUUCAUGACCCAGGGACUUGGCCAGCCAGAUCAGUCAAGAGCGGCGAGGUAUGUGCUCAAGGACUACGUCAACGGCAAGCUGCUCUACGUCGAGCCGCCUCCCGGAAUCAGUGAUCCCGAAGAGUUCAACCACGAGCUCUACGACAUGUCACAGCUUCCAGCCAAGAGACGGGCGGCUCUCGUCACCGCGAUGGAGGAGAUGUCGGUUGAAGGCGAUGACACCGCAUCCCUCCUGUCCGACAUGGUUCCCGUCCCGCAGGGUGCCAAGUCGCAGAACCUGGACAAGGCCUUCUUCAAGGCCGGCCAGGGUAGCGCCGGGCAUAUGUCAAUGCCGUUCAACUACAAAUAUUCGCAGCAGGGGAUGACAGCAACCGCAGGGAAGCAGCUGAGCGGGCGGAAGUUGCGGACGAUGGUGGCACUCGAGAAAGGGAUUGAUCCCAAGGAUGUGCAAUUGGUGACAGGGAAGAAGCAUUUCAAGGGCAGACAGAAGGGGAGGGGAAAGCACCGGACUGAUGCUGACGAGGAGGACUAUCGUCCUUAAACUUUUGGUGAGGCGCAUGGCUCGGUCAGAAUCCACGAUGACCUGUCCGAAUAGAAUACAGUACGGAGUAGAGAUGGCACGAAUUGAGGUGAAUGGGCUCCAGCAUUGCUGAAUUGAUCUUUGAACCACGGUUGAGGUAGUAUCUAUCUCUCGGAUACACCCAAAUCAGUAAACAAACAGGUUCCAAGUUUACUUCGAAGGGCUUCAAGAAGCAGUUGAUGUAUUCGCAGUUAAGCC